Molecule: messenger RNA, 1323 nt
Organism: Guillardia theta CCMP2712
Lineage: Eukaryota; Cryptophyceae; Pyrenomonadales; Geminigeraceae
Exons: 21
Coding region: 1-1323 (440 amino acids)
Molecular function (GO): mRNA (2'-O-methyladenosine-N6-)-methyltransferase activity; RNA polymerase II C-terminal domain binding
Source: RefSeq, a predicted model, not a curated record
AUGAGCAGCCCUAUGAGCAUGGACGAAGAACUGCCUGAAGGCUGGACGAAACAUUUCUCGAACAGUUGGAAGAGGAUGGUGGCGGAGACGGAGAUGAAGGAGAAGAUGAUGAUUCAGAUGAAUUUUGAGAUGAUCAUGUGGACAGCUCCUGAUAAGGAGCAUUCACAGAGGCAUUACUACUUCAAUUCAAAGACGGGAAAGCAAAGCUGGGAACACCCGAACAAGAUGGGAGUGGGAUCGGACUCUGAGACGACUCCGAAAUUCGAUACGUCCGAGGGUGAGGAGUUGGAGUGCCGUCAAGGGCCAUUGCUGAUCUUAACUGCAGUGAAGCACCCGCGUCAAAGCAUCGGGAAUCAGCAGAUGUUAGCUCCGGGAGAGAUGAGCCAAGAAGACACGCCCGAGAUCGCUGUCCUAAGAGACAAGCAAGUCAAGAGCCUGCUGUCAACUGUCCGGCAGGAGGACCCGCUGAUUCCCUCCAAUGCCGGAGUGGAUAGCUGCCUACACAGAGAACUUCUCAAAGCCGGCAUGGACCCCUCUGAAUCCGAAUCAACCUGCAAGCAGCUGUCGGAAGCAGCGACUGAAGCGGCCAAGGACGAGGUUGACACCCAAGUCAAGUUGAUUCGGUCGGCAGUUACCGAGAAGGAGUUGCAGAAUCGUCAGAUCCAGAUCAUGUGGAGAGACACCAUGCUGGUCAUCAACCGCGAUCACUACCUCAAGGUCAAGAGGAUGUAUGACGAGCAGGGAAACGAUCCACAGUUGUUCCUCGUCCGCCUUUUCUGCCUCCUUCAGAGAUACGAAUCGAUCGGAGGAGCAGGAUAUCAGAAUUUCGGGGUAGCUCAUGAGUGUUUUGCCUCACCCUUGAACUCGACCCUGCCGUCGUUCGGAUCUGCUUUCUUCGACACAGACAUGUUCUUUGGAAGCAGGGGGAGUUUCUUCGACAUAAAUCGUUGGACUGAUCGGGGUAGGCUGGACUUCUUCAAGGGCGGAUCGUUCGAGGCCAACCCUCCCUUCGUCGAAGAGUCGAUGCAGCUCAUGUCGGAAACGAUCGAAGUAGUCCUGCAGAAGACGGAGGAGCACAGUCUGCCCGCCUCCUUCAUUGUGAUCGUUCCGGCGUGGACGGAUGAGAGGGCCCAUGAGAUCAUGAGGGAGAGCAGAUUUUGCCAGAAAUUGAUUGUGCUCGAGAAGAGCCAGCACUCAUAUCGCUCCGGCACUCAGCACAACAGCAUCCAACAGUACCAUGACGCGGGCUUCAGAACCUCAAUAUUCUUUCUUCAAAACACGCAAGGCGCGCAGAAGUGGCCGGGCGAGGAGGUGGAAGUAUAG